This is a messenger RNA of Lymnaea stagnalis (great pond snail), 10235 nucleotides long. Lineage: Eukaryota; Metazoa; Mollusca; Gastropoda; Lymnaeidae. The record is from the annotation of a GenBank genome assembly.
ACUUUAAGUCGGACUAUCUGUGACGCUCUCUAAGUUUUCGGACUAUCUGUAACGAUCUCAAAGUUGUCGAACUAUCUGUGACGAUCUCUAAGUUGUCGGACUAUCUGUAACGAUCUUAAAGUUGUCGGACUAUCUGUGACGAUCUCUAAGUUGUCGGACUAUCUGUGACGAUCUUAAAGUUGUCGGACUAUCUGUGACGAUCUCAAAGUUUUUCGUUAGAGGAACAAAUGAAAUAGCUAUGAAAUAGGCUUACAGUUAGAAUUGUUUCUUUUUCAGUAGUUCAAUUUGUGUUUUGAUUAGCAGCUGUUCAAAGUUCUUGAAGACAGCAGAUGUAACAAGCAGGAAAAAACAAUAAUAAUAAUAUACUUAAUCAUUUUAAAACUCGCAACUAGAAAAGGGCCAUCAUUGGUAAAAAUAGUAAACAGAUUUACAGUUCAAAGUGAGCGACAGCUGUUUAUAAACUAAAAUAAAUUGUAUCGGAGAAUUACAAAAAAUUAUUACAAAAAUCGCUUAAAAAUCUAAUUUGAAAAAAUUGUUUGUGAUCCAUAUUUCAUUUCAAAGUGAGGUACUUUACUGAAUGCUGUCAGCCAUGGCUUGCUGGAUUCCUAUACUUGCUGUGAUCAUUUUGUUAGAGGAUUCAAGUUCAUCAGAGAGGGCAAAUGUCGUCAUCAAAACUGGCUCCUAUGAUUAUGGCCAGUGCAUUGUGGAGGUGAAUUUUUUAAAACCGAUUUUAAUAUAAACUUGUAGUAAUAAAAAUUCUACAUUCUCAUGUGGCGCAUUUUACAUGAAUUUUGACUGCAGUCAGUCGGUACGCACGUGCACAUUAUCCUCUUCCAAACAGAUGAAUAUCAUUUUUAUAUUUUCAUUCUGUCAUAAAAAUAAAUAUUACGAAUUUUUAAAACAUAUUAAAGUAAAUCAUUAUUUUUCCUGAAAUAAUUUUCGAAAACAAAGAUUAUCUAACAAUGAUGUUUAUGUUGGCAACUUGAGCGCUUAAAAAAAAUAGUUUUUCUAUGUUUGUUCAAUCCACCACUUUGCCCUGUCAGAAGAAAGAGACGGACCCCAUCUUAGAAUACAGAAAGAUUAUCUAACAAUGAUGUUUAUGUUGGCAACUUGAGCGCUUAAAAAAAAUAGUUUUUCUAUGUUUGUUCAAUCCACCACUUUGCCCUGUCAGAAGAAAGAGACGGACCCCAUCUUAGAAUACAGUUUGAUAAAGAAAAUACUAUUUAAAUAGAAAUGGCGGUCACGGACCCUACUACACCUGUUCACAGAUCCCCAAAGAGUCCGUAAGCGACAUGUUAAGAACCACUGAUUUACACAAGCAUACCAAAUGUGAUUAAUGAAACAAAACUUGUGGCUCGGAAAAUAAUUUGAAACCUACUAAAAAUUUGUCUAUGUCUCUGGCACAGGGUAGGUACACCGUCAACUUGGACUCAUUUAAUUCUCUGGAGACCAAAGAGUUCCACAACGUUGGCUCAGAGUGGACAGAGCGAUGUAGAACCUGUUCCUGUGAUGUCCUGGGGGUCUGGUGUGUUGGUCCAGUGUGUGAGGUACCAUACGACUUUACUCAGGAUAAAUGGUGUAUUAGGGUGAGUCAUAAGACAAGUGGUGUGUUAGGGUAAGACAUAAGACAAGGGGUGUGUUAGGGUAAGACAUAAGACAAGGGGUGUGUUAGGCUAAGUUAUAGAUAUAUAGCAAGCAUAUAUCCUUGCCCUUUAGGAUGGAUGUAUGAAUGGCCAGAUGCUGGAAGCAAGUCAUUUGCGCUACAAAUUUACUUAUUUCUUCAACAAAUUGACUUAUGUCUUCAACAAAUUGACUUAUGUCUUCAACAAAUUGACUUACUUCUUCAACAAAUUGACUUAUGUCUUCAACAAAUUGACUUAUUUCUUCAACAAAUUGACUUAUUUCUUCAACAAAUUGACUUAUUUCUUCAACAAAUUGACUUAUUUCUUCAAAACAAAUUGACUUACUUCUUCAACAAAUUGACUUAUGUCUUCAACAAAUUGACUUAUUUCUUCAACAAAUUGACUUAUUUCUUCAACAAAUUGACUUAUUUCUUCAACAAAUUGACUUAUUUCUUCAAAAAAUUGACUUAUUUCUUCAACAAAUUGACUUAUUUCUUCAACAAAUUGACUUAUUUCUUCAACAAAUUGACUUAUUUCUUCAACAAAUUGACUUAUUUCGUCAACAAAUCGACUUAUUUCAACAACAAAUUGACUUAUUUCUUCAACAACAUGGAUUUAUCCGCUAUGAAUAUAUUAUUGGUUUACAACAGGCCUGCACAACAUACGGCCAGCGGGCCGCAUCGGGCCCGCCAGCACCCACUUUGCGGCCCGCGAAGUAACGGAAUAUUCUUUAUUCUUAUUAUUUUCUUAAAAGCUUUCACCCUGACCUAUAUUCUUUUUGCCCGCAUAAGUCCUGUCCUAUUUUCUUCUUGCCCGCAAAGUUUUUCAUAAUUUAUUACUGCCCGCCUUACAUUUUGAGUUGUGCAGGCCUGGUUUACAAGAUUGAAAUUAAAAGACGCAUCAAUUUAAAAUAUGGGACCAAAAAAUGUGUCUUGAGGGUCCCAUGAUGAGCACUAAAAAGUUUCAGUGCCCAACUUGCCUCCAUGACUAACCUUUGUUUUCUAUUGGGCUUCAGUGGUCACAUGACGGCUGCUGUUGUGAACAGCUGGGGUGUAACGUUGACGGGGCGCUGUACAGCCUGGGGUCAUCCUAUCCGUACGGUGAAGGCAAUACAUGUCUGAUGUGCACCUGCGAGAUAGGUACGUCACGUCAGCACUGCCUACGUCAGAGAUGCGGGACGUACAGCGUCAUGUGCGAGGAGGGACAGGUGACGUAUGACGAGGACUGUUGUCCCCACUACCAAUGUCCUAUUGGAGGUUAGUAAACACAGGCACAUGUCCCACAGGUGGUAACAUAACAUUACCAUUGUCCUCCUUAAGGUAAGGGUCUCACCGUGAGGUAAUUUGUCUCAUAUGAAAAUGUGCCGAAAGACGAAUAGAACAUUCAUUUUAAAUAAAUGAAAGUAUUCUGAAUUCUUGUUCUUACAAAUAUGUCAGCUAUCAGAGAGAAAUAAAACACAACCUCCUUUCACAAAGUUCCUUUCAAGAGUUUCUCACUACUAAAACGUACGUAACAAAAGAGACUAGACCGGUGUUUCCCUACAUGGGGCCCAUGCCCCACAAGGUGGCAAUUUUAUUUUUUAGGGGUGGGGGGGGGGCAAUUGGAAAAUGAGCGGCCUAGAAUUUGAAAACCAAGCGUUUACAAUGAUUAUCUUGCAUUUUGAAAAAAAAACAACAAAAAAACAAAAAAACAACCCAGCAACAUUAAAGUCUCUAUUUACUGCGCAUACUGCAACUAUCAAUUGUACUCUUGAUGCUAGUUAUGAAAUUUCCUAAAUCUGGGAAAAAUCAUGCUCUAUGAGAUAAUUAAAUCAAACCAUCAAUAACAGCAUUUCAUAAAGCGGUUCUGGAAAAGGUUGACAAAGACAUGAAAGGUAUGCCACUCAGUAGCAAUACUGUUAGCGGGAGAAUAGACGAAAUGGGUUAAGAUAUUGAAAUAAAACUUGUUGAAAAGCUGAAAAAAGAUAAUUCUCAGUGCAAAUGGUUGAAUCAAGUUUGAGACACAGUGAGGCUGUAUUGAUAACUAACUUAAGAUUUAUUGAUAAGGGUAUUUUGCUGAAGAAAUGUUGUUAUGUCAAUCAUUAGAAGCACCACUACCACCAGAGAUAGAUUAUUUUUAUAUAAUAAGGUAAAACAUCAACAUAGAUGUCAAUAAGAUACCAAUGAAAAUAUAACUUCUUGUGCUGCAGAUGGUGCUCCUAAUAUGAUGGGCAAGAACAAUGGCUGCUUAAAAUUGAUGAAAGAUGAGAAUCCAGAAAUGCUUCUUGUGCAUUGUGUUUUUAUAGGGAAGACUUGGUAGCUAAAAACAUUUCACUUCUUCAAAAUGAAGGACUCAAAUCAAUUCUAAAAUGUAUUAAUGUUAUUAAAUUAAUGCAAAAUGUGAACGUCUUUUCAAGCUUUUUUGUGAAAAGUAAAAUGUGGACUUUGUGACACUUUUACACCACACUGAAGUAAGAUGGCCUUCGAAAGAAAAUUGCUUGAAAAGAUUCAUAGAACUAUUUGAUACUCUUGUGAUUUUUUAAAGUAACGAACCUGAUAAGAAGAUUUUUGGUUUCAUUAUCUUUAUUGAAUAUUGUCAGAACAAUACUUACAACAAAAAUUUUGAAAAGUUUAUUUGGCUCUAGUCGUUCAUCUGAAAAUUCUAUCCGUUGAUUUAAAAGAAAGAUUUUCUGAUUUGAAACAAAAUGAUUUUCCAACUUGGAUGAUGCAGGAAAUGUUAAUGGAUUUGUCUGAUAUUUCAAAUAUGUAGUGUCAAGAAGAACUCGAAGAAAUGCAAAAUUAUGAUUCAGUUAAAACGUUAUUGAAUAAUCAAAGGAGCGAGGACACUUGUGAGUAAACGGAAAUCAAAUCUCCAAAUUCAGCCAAAUGUGCAAGAAAACUAUUGUUACCGUUUCCAUCUUCAUAUUUAGCUGAAUGUGGAUUUAGUGCCAUAAAUGAUUUGUUGAAAAAGAAAUGGGCUGGAUACCACACUACGGGGAGACUUGAGACUGAAGCUAACUCAACUGGAACCUGACAUACAAUCUCUUGGCAGCAAGCCUCAAGCACAAACCUCUCACUAAAGUUACAUGAUAAAUAAUUACUAAUCAUUGAAAUAAUAUAGAAAAAUCUUUCAUUAAAAUUAUUUCGAACUUUAUAUUCAGUUCCCCAUUAAAUGUUUUGAAAAUGUACUUAUUUUCUUUUCUCAACAAAUGCCUAGUGAUUUCUCCCUAAAACCUAUCAUUCAAGUUUGUUAAGUGAACAAGCCUUUUUUUUAAUAUUAAAAAUUAUGCAUAUGAUACAUGGUUGGGGGGGGGGAGUAAGGAAGACAUACGAAUUUUAUGAAGGUUUAGGUGGGGCAAGGUGGGGAAACACUGGACUAGACAUUACGCAAUUAUAAGCAUAACAAUACGUCACGAAGACACGCGCGGGAAGAGCGCUCACUAACUAAUUAUUUAUUUAUUUAUUUAUUUAGGCAUUUUUAUAUAGCGCUUACCAUAAAGCUCUAAGCGCUUUACAAUUAUUAAAACAUGUAAACUAAGUAAACAAAAAUGAGACACUAGGAUAGUAACUUCUAUACUAUAGAAACAAUGAAAAUGGCUAUAAAACGAGGACACUUUGACACUUCAGGAUCAACCCGAAACAGAAAAUGAGGUAGGGCAAGGAGGGUGCAUCACAGGUCAUAGGCGGACCUAAACAGAUGAGUUUUAAGGGACUUUUUGAAAAUGGACGAGGUUUCACAAUGACGGAUAUGGAAGGGGAGCUGGUUCCAGAACGUGGGCCCAUGAAAGCAGAAGGAGCGUUCACCGAUGGUGUUAGUUUUGGUUCUUGGGAUUGAGAGGGUUCUAAUUAAUUUCUCAAAAACAUAUUUUCGUGUAUUCAAACAGGAUAAUUAGUCGCAACGAUUACUAAUGAACUCCCAUGCUCGACAGAUUCAAGAAUUUUUUACCGUUCGUAGCUUCAACUUAACUGUCAUUGUGUUUGAUAAAAACAACAGAUUCACGUUGUCUAAACAAUGUAGUGGAAACAAUUCUUCCUCAAGGAUGUGAAAUAAACUCACCACUGCACACAUGUCCUUCAGUUCAAUGAGAUUUUGUAUGAUUUUCAAGAAAACUCAAAUGUUGUUUUUAGUUAUUUGCCAUUCUUAAGUUUUAAAAUAGUCCAGGGGAGGUAAUGUACGUUAUUCUCUUCUAAUACUUCUCUGUAAAGGGUUACUCGUAAAGGUUCAUUUAAAAAAAAAUUUAGCUUUGAUUUGAUAAUAAGUAGUUAAAUGAGUAGAAUGUUAAAUUAAAAAAAAAAAAACAUCAUUUUCAAGGCCUUCAAAAACCUAUACAGUAAUUAAAUCAGUAUCUGUUUACAACACAUCUCAAAAAUCACAAUUCAAUUUCUGUUCCAGUUUUUUGUGACGUCAUUCCAGACCCAUUUCCUGAUACAGAAACACACGAACUGAUGGACUUGUACAGGGGUCGCCUUGAUCCAAUUCCUGUUGGGACGACCCACCACUUCCAUAUUGACGCCUGGACCGUUUAUGAAUGUAGCUGCCCUGUAAGCUGAUAAAAUGUUUUAUCCUAUGAAAUGUUACAGUUAUAUAUAUAUUAUAUAUUUAUAUGUAGUUCGUCCUUCCAAAUCAACCAUGACGCUAACCAUUUUAAUCAUCGUAUUCGCGUUAAUUCUUAAUUUGUCCGUGGGUGAGCAGAUGGCUCAUGAGACCGACCGAUUCUGGCCCGAAAUAUUCUUGUGUAGUACAGGGAAUGGAUGGGACAUCUCCAGGUGUAGGAUUGACCCGAGCUUUUCAUGCGUAACUUUUGUGCUUUGUAGAUGUCGUUCUGUUGGCUUCAUGUUGAAUGAAGCCUUUAUGUAAAGAGGAACACCACACUGCUCGAUCCUUUGCCGCUUAUUCCCAUGUGCCCGGGUCUAUGUCGAAUGCUUUCAGUAAGGCUUUUAGGUUGUCUGUAUGUCGUGAGUAUACAGGAAGUCCCUGAUGAUUGUCAGUAACUUGGAUCUAGCAUGUAGUCUCUUGAGGUUAAAUAGUUGAAAACAUGAGACAGAAAAGUGGGGAGCCUGGACAACCUGGACACAACAUUGUUUGAAUCCAUUAUUCGACUCCAUUGGUCGGGAAACAUUGGACUAGACAAUACGUCAUAAUAAGCAUGUAACUAUGUCACGAAGUCAAACGCGGGAAGAGCGUUCACUAACUAAUUAAUCUCUCAAAAAACAUAUCGCGAGUAAUGAAACAUGGUAUCCAGUCGUAACGAUUAUUAAUGAACUCCCAUGCUCGAUAGAUUCCAAGAAAUUUUUACCGCCAGUAGCUUCAACUUAACUGUCAUUGUGCUUGAUAAAAACAACAGAUUCACUUUUUCUAAACAAUGUAGUGUAAACUAUAUUUAAUAAAAUUACUGUACUAAUGAUAUGGCAUUUCUUGGUCAUCUCUAUUUGGCCACCAUUUUCCAAAGAACAUCUCUACUGACAGUGUCGAAAGCCUACGUCAGUUCUACAUAGUCGGAUGAGACGUCAACACUCUUUUUCCUUGCAUUUUUCAUAUGACCGCCUGACUGCAAACACCAAAUCAAUAGUUCCGUGAUCUUAACGGAAACCACAUUGACUAUCUGGCAGGAGACCCUUCUCAAGAAACGCAUUAAGACGUUUUUUUUCGAAGUAUCUUGCCUGCAUUAGAGAGUAAGGAGAUGUCCAGAUGAUUGUUGCAAGAUUAACGGUUCCAAAUCAGGAGUAGUUCGUAAUGUUUGGUGUCUUCGAUGCUCAACAAGGAUUUUAUAAUAUAUAACAAGUGUGGUUGCACAUUCUUUAAAAUAAUUUAAAUUUCUUUGAACGGGUUAAAGUUGUUUGAUGAAUGAAAGCAAACAAUACAACUGACCUUUCCAUGUCCAUCCUUAGGAUUGAUGCAAAGAUAUGGUGAGCUAAUAUUUUAUUAUGAAUUAAUCCUGGUAUGCCUAGUAGUGAAGACGUAAUGGUUCACGCGCGUCAGCUCUGUCUAACGGUUAUUUCUAGGUGAGAUGCCAUCUGUACCUGUUGAGCUUGGUUUAUCUCAUAGGACAAUCUGACGAUUUACCUUGGUUUAUUACAUAAGACAAUAUAUUUACCUUGGUUUAUUACAUAAGACAAUCUAUUUACUUUGGUUUAUUACAUAAGACAAUCUGACUAUUUACCUUAGUUUAUUACAUAAGACAAUCUAUUUACUUUGGUUUAUUACAUAAGACAAUCUGACUAUUUACCUUGGUUUAUUACAUAAGACAAUCUGGCUAUUUACCUUGGUUUAUUACAUAAGACAAUCUAUUUACUUUGGUUUAUUACAUAAGACAAUCUGGCUAUUUACCUUGGUUUAUUACAUAAGACAAUCUGGCUAUUUACCUUGGUUUAUUACAUAAGACAAUCUAUUUACUUUGGUUAAUUAAAUAAGACAAUCUGACUAUUUACCUUGGUUUAUCACUUAAGAUAAUCUGACUAUGUAACUUGGUUUAUUACACAUGAUAAUCUGACUAUGUACCUUGGUUUAUUACAUAAGAGAUACAAUACUUUGAAGAACAAUUUUUAUUUGGAAAAGAUGAAACUUAAAACAAUUGCACUCUGGAUUUAACUCACGUGGAGAUAACUGUCUUAAACAGCCAUGAACAUACAGAUUCACAAACAGGCAAACACGAGAUAACUGUCUUAAACAGCCAUGAACAUACAGAUUCAAAAACAGGCAAACACGAGAUAAAUGUCUUGAACAGCUAAGAACAUACAGAUUCACAAACAGGCAAACACGAGAUAACUGUCUUAAACAGCCAUGAACAUACAGAUUAACAAACACGCAAACAUGUUUACACACAGAGUCAUGCAUAGACACGCACAGACAAACACAGAUUCACACAGUCGCAAGCGCAGACACACAUAAAUAUAUAAAUACAUUUCGAACUCACCUGCAAACUUUUCCUUUAUGUAAAAGUGACGUUUUAAAACAACUGUCGGCACAUUUUAAUGUCUUGUUCUCAAUACAAUGACAGAGUUGAUCUUUGGAUGUAUUUCUUUCCUUUAGCGCAACGGUACAGCCGUGUGUGUGUGGAGCUGAUGGAUGGCGUAGUCAGGAUGUUUCGCAUACACAUGUUCACAUCUCAAUGACAGUUUUUAUGUGUGGUCUGAACCAUGGAACAUUCUCACUUGAAAUGUAUGGUUUAAGAAUUUGAUUAAACCAAAAAAAAACAUGAAAGACAAAGCUGUCUGCCUGUCUGCCUGUCAGUCUGUCUUUCCGUCUUCUGUCAACCGUUGUUUGAGUGGCGGUGCAAUUUGUGGCAUUUGUAAUUAUUUUAGCAGUAGAAGCUCAAAGUGUAUCCAUAAAAAUCGUAUUAAAUAUACAAUUUUACCUAUGAAAUAAUACGUACCUGAUUAUAUUCCAACCGCCGCCGACCCACCUCUUUAAAAAAACACAUGUUUCUCCUCCCCAGCUGAAAUCUAGCUACAUGAAGCUAAUAGAAUUUUAAAAGAUAUAAUAAAAUAAAAACUUUUUCAUAUAAAUCCUUUAUAUCAUUUUUUAUUGCAUUUAUGUCAUUUUACCGGAUUUAUCAUUGAUGUGAUUGUAGCAACUUAUUUUUUGGUAUCGGAAUGGUUUCUUACCCUUAGUAAACAAGAAAACACCAUUUUUGUAUGUUGGUGGUGGGGGUUGGGGCGGUAAUUUUGAAAAAAAAUGUGUUGUCAUAAGUGUCACAGAGAUAAGUUGAGUUAAGGGAGUUAAGAGAGGUGAGAAUUAGAACUGAGAACUUAUAGAGUAUGGAACUUGAAAAAGACGGACCAAUCAGGGAGAAGAUAAGAUAGAGGAGAGAAUCAUGGCGGUUAUUAUAAGUUUAAGUCCAUGAUAUUAAUAUAUUAAUUAGUAAGAUAAUGAAUAGGUUAUAAGAAUGAUAAGUAUUCUUUAUGUGUGAUUAUGAUUACUUAUUCGUGAGUGUGUAUUUAUAAUAAAUGAUAGUCACUAUCUUUAAAUGAAUUACACAACGCCUCUGUUGUUGAUAGACUGAUACUGAUAGUAUUAAAUUAUCACUGAUAGUGACAUUAGCAUUGUGUGAUCUGUGUGCACUGUAUGUGAAUAUAGACGUGACGAACAACUGUAACUAAUUGUGAAUUCGGUAUAAUCUCUUGUUUACUUCAAGAAUUUUGUGGAAAUCUUUAAUUACGAUUCAACUUAAUCGAACUGUUAGGUGAAAAAGACAGACAUGAUACUUUUCUGAACUUCUCAAUUCAAUGACCUCGUAAUCUCCUAUGAUGGCGAGUGAUAUCUAGGUUUGGAGGAAAAUGUGGAAUUGAUGACAUAAGCUUACAUAUGAGUGGAGGAAAAUGAUGACUUACUUUGCUUAGUGUGGAGGAAAAUGAUGACUUACUUUGCUUAGUGUGGAGGAAAAUGAUGACUUACUUUGCUUAGUGUGGCGGAAAAUGAUGACUUACUUUGCUUAGUGUGGAGGAAAAUGAUGACUUACUUUACUUGUGUGGAGGAAAAUAGUGUGGAGGUAAAAGUGAAUUAAACCACAUGAUGACCUUAUCAUAACCAAAGACUCAUUGAAAACGAGACGUAAAAGAAGAAGAAAGAACAUUAUUUAAGAUUAACUUUAUUAAUUGUAUUACAUGUUGUGUAAAGAAUAAAUUUGUAUCAGUG